Molecule: messenger RNA, 1062 nt
Organism: Aureobasidium namibiae CBS 147.97
Lineage: Eukaryota; Fungi; Ascomycota; Dothideomycetes; Dothideales; Saccotheciaceae
Product: MED6-domain-containing protein
Exons: 2
Coding region: 1-1062 (353 amino acids)
Biological process (GO): regulation of transcription by RNA polymerase II
Cellular component (GO): core mediator complex; mediator complex
Molecular function (GO): transcription coactivator activity
Source: RefSeq, a predicted model, not a curated record
AUGGCCAACACAUGGAACGGCACACCGCUGGACGAGGUGCAGUUUCGUCGGCCAGACGUGAUCGGCUGGUGGGGCAUCAAUGAAAACUCCAUUCACGCCAUCCUUCGCGAAACACCCUUCUUCGAUCCGACCAGCAAGAAUGGCCUCUUAUGGAAGCAAGCCGAGGUCCAUCCUCCGAUCUGGGAAAUGUGCACAAACAGACAAGCCUUCGAGACACGACUAAAGCAGAUGAACGGCGUUGAAUACCUGAUCGUCGGCGAACCCCAACCAAACACAGAUCCAGCAUUGGGCCCAGACACGGGUAUCUGGGUCAUCCGCAAGCAAGACCGUCGCAAGAGACCUCCACAAGCCGAUGAGAUCACAGUCCUGGCUACCUACUACAUGGUCGGCGAGAAUAUGUACCAAGCGCCCUCGGUCUACGAUAUCGUCGGCAACCACCUACUCUCAGCCAUGAACUCUCUCACAAAGUUUACUCAAGCCGCCGCUCCUCUCCCGCUCUACGCUCCUGCGACAGGAUACACCUACUUCCCGCCAGCCACAGCAAAGUCUCUCGCCGCAUCACAAGCCUUGACAGCUACUAGUCGAGAAGCAAGCACAGCACCCACACCAGCCGAAAUACCUCCCACAGCAACCCUGGAGCCCACCGCACAACCCACAACCUCAACCCUCGAAUCAAAAGCCACCACAAAAGACGCCGAUCCCCGCGCCCAAAAAGCCUUCUACGAAUCCCUCCAUAACAUGGUUCUCUACGGCGACGAAUACAUGGACGAAAACCCUCUCCGCGGCGAACCAGGCAACUUCACCUUCUCAGCCACAAAACACCACGUGCGUGCAAAAGCCGAAGCCGCCGAGGCUGCAAAGCUCAAAGAAGCAGAAUUGGCAAGGAAAUUGGAAGAGGCAAGAUUGGCCGCCAAAGCCACACCGUUUGCGUCAGCAGCUGCGAAAAAGGAUGAAGAGGAAAAGACAAAGAAGAAGGUCAGGGAUAAGAUUAAGAAGAGGAGGAGUAAGGGGUUGGCUACUAAUCCGAGUACGCCUGCUAGUCCUGCUACUCCGGCUGCUUAG